Molecule: messenger RNA, 3880 nt
Organism: Poeciliopsis prolifica (blackstripe livebearer)
Lineage: Eukaryota; Metazoa; Chordata; Actinopteri; Cyprinodontiformes; Poeciliidae
Gene: igfbp5a
Product: insulin-like growth factor binding protein 5a
Exons: 4
Coding region: 1701-2438 (245 amino acids)
Biological process (GO): regulation of insulin-like growth factor receptor signaling pathway
Cellular component (GO): extracellular region
Molecular function (GO): insulin-like growth factor I binding; fibronectin binding; insulin-like growth factor II binding
Source: RefSeq, a predicted model, not a curated record
CGAAGGCAAACAAGAGUCGAGUGAGCCGAAGAGAAUUUGCCAACAAAAUUUCAAAGAGGAAGCGAAACUCGAGUGGACAAAGGAAUAAAAGCUUCAGUCGGGGCGGCUUUGAAAGGUCAGUUUCAGUGCUAAUUGAAAUCACAAACACUUGACUUCGGAUUCACACGGCGACCCGACCCAAACAAAACACAAUGACAUCGCGAUUCUUCGCAGCGGAGUUCGGGACGGGCUCUGGACGGCCCGGGUCAACAGUUGGACCGUGCGGAGACCGUUUGCUCGCAGCGCAAACACGCUCAUCAAUCCGAAGCCCUCGUAUCUGCCAAAACACCAAGUGAAUUACGAUCCCUCUCAUGGGAGCGCAGCACUUAUCUCGCCGGACCUCACCAAGUCAUAAAAGCAGGUCGGUGUGAGUGCAGCCUGCGAGCGCGAUCUGGAACUCGGAGCGCGUCUUCAGAGAGUUCAUUUGUUAUCGUGGAGCUGGAAUGUCUCAAUGUUUAAAGCAGGAAUAGUUUGGCAGAACAGCGAACCGAAUGAUAUCUGAGGGGAAUUAUAAAGCGUUUCCUGGGCAGGAACUCUCCCUCAACUCUGGAAGACACUGAACAUUUUUGUUUCUUGCGAUCCUUUGAGUUAACCUUCACCAAACUGUAAGGACUGGGGUUUUUUUGUUGUUGUUGUUGUUCUUGUUUAAAUGUCCAUAUUGUUGGAGCGAUAUCAAAACUAACUCCAAACUGCAUAUGUGACGACUGAGCUCCAACAAAAGAAGGAGUCGAGGUGGCCAUCUUGGGGAGGGAAUCGUCCAGUGGGAACCCUAAUCUGGUCACGCACAACAGUGGAGUUCAUUUGUUAGAUUUUUUACUUUUUUGCUAACUUUGAAAACAUUUAUCUUUCCCUUAAUCAUGUUUCCUGAAUCAAUUCUAAACAACUAAUUCACUUGGCUAUUUCGUUGCAGGAACUUAGUUUACAUUCUGGUCACAUGAAUUAUUCAUAUAUUUCCUAAAAUAUAUCUAUGCAUGUAGCCCUAAGCAUUAGGUAGAUUACUUGUUUGUUGGACGCAAACAAACUUUAAUGUUAUUUUUGGCUGCAACCGAAUAAAGUUGCAGAAUGUGCAUGCGGCGGAAUGGUUGUUUUUAUUUUCUAGUACCUCAACUAAGAGAAGAUUCAACUCAAUGACAACCUGCCUUUAGUUUCUAAUUCCUGCAGCCAUGCAGGAAGAAGCCUUCAGGAACAUCACUGCAGGCCCCGCCCCCUCUGAGGAGUCAGCAUCGCCCGCGCACGGAGUUGACAAGUGCGCCUCCCUCCUCCCCUCCUCUCCAGAACGUUGUUUGACAAGCCCAUCUUUAUAGGCUUCGCCGGAGGCAGUUUCUUUCAUACACACACACAAAAAAAAGGAGAAAAAAAAGCGCAAAGCCGCAGAGUCUCCAUUCUGCUCUCAGUGCGGGUGGAACAACCUGCAGAGCCGCAGAGGGAAUCAGGAGGGACUGAGCAUCACUCUGAGCUGGACUGGACAGUUUUGGAGGAUUUUGGACUCGCUGCUGGUUUCAGAUGCACCUGUGGAUGCGCCUCUCCAUCUGGAUUUGCACAGGAAUCCCUGCGUGCCGCAGCUGAUAUUCCCUCCACUGCACCAACCCGCGGUUUUGCUUUUUUUUUUUUUUCUGCGUGCUUUUAUUUCAUCUUCCUGCAUAAGAGGAGAGGCUUGCACGAUGCUGCUGGGACUCCUCUUCCUGAUGGCGCUGCCUCUGCUGAGCGUCGCGUCCUUCGUGCCCUGCGAGCCGUGCGACCCGAAAGCCCUGUCCAUGUGCCCGCCGGUGCCCGUCGGCUGCCAGCUGGUGAAGGAGCCCGGCUGCGGCUGCUGCCUGACGUGCGCCCUGGAGGAGGGCCGCGCGUGCGGCGUGUACACGGGGCCGUGCGCGCGCGGGCUCCGCUGCCUGCCGAAGAGCGGCGAGGAGAAGCCGCUGCACGCGCUCCUGCACGGGCGCGGGCUGUGCGCCAACGAGAAGCUGCACAAGCUGCAGCAUCCACCCAAAGACCCAGUGGAAACCAAGGUGCCCCUAUAUGGAGAUCACAUCAGCAGUCGGAAGAUUCACGCCAUGAGGCUAGCCAAGGACCGUAAGAAGUAUUUAGCCAGGCCUGGAUCAAGCAACAACCGAGAGCUCCCGCCGUCUGCCCUGGACAACGCCGAGCCGGAAUUUGGGCCUUGCAAAAGAGAACUUGAUAAUCUCAUUCAUGGCGCCUCUCGGGUCCUGAGCGUUUCUUUGUACGUACCCAACUGUGACAAAAAGGGAUUCUUCAAGCGCAAGCAGUGCAAGCCGUCUCGCGGUCGGAAGCGAGGCGUCUGCUGGUGCGUGGACCGCUUUGGCAAAAAAAUCCCAGGUAGCAACUCUCCCCGCGGAGAACUGCAGUGCAAAGAUGUUGACAGCGGCAACAACAGCAGCGAUUGAGAGCAAACCGCUUCCAGAGCCCAACUUCUUCCUCUUAAAACCUGCCAAACAAGCUAGCACACUUUAUGACUGACAAUCAGGAGAAUAUGGCACAAACACUUUGACUUUUUGUUGAUUGUGAUGGACUGCAUUGUCUGUUGUAGAGAGGAGGCAAACCUUAUAUCCUAUAUCGGCGAGAAAUGCAUAGAGAGAGUUUUUCUUUCGUUUAUAAAGUCUGUUGCAGUUCAUAUAACUAUAUAUAUUUUUGGAAAUGAUGAAAAAGGUGACAACACAUAUUCGAAAUGUGGCUAACUAUCAAUACUUCUCAGUUGACUUUCCUGAUAUCGUUGAGAAGGGAGCACGGCUAACCAAACUAGCAGACAUCUGCCAAAACGAGUGAGUUUUGUUCCGAUUAGCAGCUUUUCUCAGGUGCAACACGAUGGAUACUUGAGAGUCACAAAAUCCACUUUUAAACAUUUAAUCUGACUUAAACUCUUUAUGGUCUUAGUUUAGCAGACAAGGCUCAUUUCAAAAUUUUAAUACCCAAAGAUUUUUUUUUCCAAUCUGUCUUGGUCAGGUAAUAAAAUACCUCAACAGAGUUGAUGUUAUAUUUGAGAUUUUCAACAUUAAUGCCCAGCUAUAUAUGAUAAAAACACCUUUUUCUGUUAUGUUGUAGGACUGCAUUCGUGCAAAGUGAAUCAAAAGGCUUUGAUUGUUGCACCACAGGUCACUAGUUUGAUUCCCAGGUUAUCAUAUAUAUUUUUUAGCAAUCCUGGUAAAAUGUAGGUAGUUGAGACGAUGUUUAGAUUACCACUAAACCUUCACUAAUACCAAUUUCGAUGAAUCAUUUCUGACACUCUGGGAACUUCUGUACCACAAUCAGGGAAAGUUUUUUUUAUUUUUUCGGGGAAAUAAGCAAAACGGACAAAACCUCAGUCAUAAAAAAGCUCAUUGUACAGUUAAACUUCGAAUUCUUUCUAUUUCAGGCUCUCGGAGCUGCAGUCACUGUUUCUAAAUGCCUGUACUAAUGUUUGGAUGCCCCACGAGUGCGUUUGUGUGUGCUUCUCGACGUCAGGAUCGAGAAGCGGCUCAACCUUUCAGAGUGCAUUUCCCACCGGAGCCCACACACAAAUCGUAUGCAAAGGCCCCGUCUUUCCACUCGGAGGGCCCUCGCCGCCAGGCCAGGCCCCCCCGCAUGCAAAUCCGCAGGCGACUCGCUCCCAGGGCUCACCGGGCCCUUCGUCCUGCCGGGAGCGAGGUCGCAGAGUUUGUACGUAAAUGAAGUGCCUUCCGCCCCAGACUGCUUUGAAUCUGGAUUUGCAUGCGGAGCCAUCGUGUGGUUGAAAGAGGGCGACCCAAGCAACAUUUAAAAAAAAGGGAAAAAAAAGGGAAUAAUAGUAAUAAUAAUUAAAAAAAAAAAAAAAGGAAUCAUUUAAUGUGUGGAUGGGAUUUGCUGACAAAUU